AUGAAAAAAGGAAAGUCUGUGGUAACUAUUGGAUCAUUUGGAAUGGAAAGUGAAAAAAAUGCAAUUGAAAGACAUCGGAAUGAACAAGGCUUAGGAUGGAUUAUAACAAGUUUUUUUGUCGUCGGUGAUUUAGCUGGUGGCGGUAUUGUCGCUUUACCAGCAGCUAUUGUGCAAACAAAUUUUUGGCCUGGAUUAAUAAUGAAUACAAUGAUGGCUUUAGCAAUGACAUAUACAGCGCAUAUGUUGGGCCUUGGCUGGGCUAUUUUGCAGCGCAGAUGGCCAGAAUAUAGGGAACAUUGUCGAAAGCCAUAUGCUGAAAUGGGUGCACGAGCAAUGGGUAGCACUGUAAAGCAUGUAGUAUCAGUAUGCAUUGACAUAACACAAUUUGGUAUCGCUGUUGUUUACCUGAUAUUAUCAGCUAAAAAUAUAAGCGAUUUUAUUGAUGCAUUCUUCAAAAUUGAAAUAUCAUUUUGCUAUGUGAUAUUAGCAGUUGGUAUUUGCCUUCUACCUGUUACAUUCCUAAAAUCUCCACAAGAUUUCUGGUGGGCUAUAAUAUUAGCAAUGAUUACAACAGCUGCUGCACUAAUAAUGGUUAUGAUUGGCGCUGUAAUGGAUUAUUCCACUUGCGCUCCGGAAAGAGAAAUAAAUAAUAAUUUCUUGCCAACAAAUUAUUUCCUUGCACUCGGAACAAUUUUAUUUUCAUAUGGUGGACAUGCUGCAUUUCCAACCAUUCUUCAUGAUAUGCGGAAACCGUAUCAUUUUACACGAUCAUCCGUAAUGGCAUUUCUUAUUGUGUAUUUGCUUUACACGCCAGUUUGCGUUCUGGCUUACAUGACGUAUGGUAAUUCAUUACGUGAAUCGAUUCUUAAUUCCGUUCAAAAUACAGCACUACAGCAAGGCGCAAAUAUUUUAAUAACGCUUCAUUGCAUACUUACACUUACCAUUGUCUUUAAUCCUCUCAAUCAGGAAGCUGAGGAAAUUUUUAGCGUCCCACAUCAUUUUUGUUGGCAAAGAGUAUUGGUUCGAACUGGAGUGAUGUUAACAGUGGUUUUUGUUGCAGAAAGUGUACCUUCAUUUGGACCUGUAUUAGGUUUAGUAGGUAGUUCAACCUUAACUCUUACUGCACUCAUUUUCCCAUGUCUCUUCUACCUGUAUUUAACAGUUGGCGAUGAAAUAGCUGAAGAAAAAGGAAAGAAAAAACCAGAUGAGAUACCUUCUUUAGCUGAAGUUUUAUUACGAUCACCCAGACGGCGUUUAAUUAUUUGUUCAUUAAUUAUUGUAAGCGGAUUGAUCGGUGGUUGUUUGGCAACUUAUACAUCACUUAAAGAAUUGGCGACAACACGUUUCACUGCGCCAUGCUACAUUCAACCAUUUGUCUCGUCGACCGAUUCAAAAGGUUCCGAUGGUUACCUGAACUGUUGUGGUGUUUGGCAGAAUAUUUCACGAUUAGGUGACAAUUCUGACUGUAAUCCAUAUUUGGAUUUCUAUAGUGGGAAAUGA
Messenger RNA from Brugia malayi, 1500 nucleotides. RefSeq lists its product as uncharacterized. Gene Ontology annotation, biological process: amino acid transmembrane transport; L-alanine transport. Gene Ontology annotation, cellular component: vacuolar membrane. Bases 1 to 1500 code for a protein of 499 amino acids. The record is from RefSeq and is a predicted model, not a curated record. The transcript is spliced from 8 exons. Lineage: Eukaryota; Metazoa; Nematoda; Chromadorea; Rhabditida; Onchocercidae. Gene Ontology annotation, molecular function: L-alanine transmembrane transporter activity; L-proline transmembrane transporter activity.